Molecule: messenger RNA, 774 nt
Organism: Mya arenaria
Lineage: Eukaryota; Metazoa; Mollusca; Bivalvia; Myida; Myidae
Product: short-chain collagen C4-like
Exons: 2
Coding region: 1-774 (257 amino acids)
Source: RefSeq, a predicted model, not a curated record
AUGUCACUUGCAGCUGUUUGCUUUACGCAGGAGCCUGGAUGUUCGAGGUUCCAUUACGAAGAAAAGCUGUUAGAAAAAGUGAUCAGAUCGGAAAUCAGGAUGGAAGCGUUUGAGGAAUUAUCAAAGAAGACAACUGGCUCUGUGGAAGAAAAUAUGCAGACACUUAUAGGACUUACAAACACAGUGCAAGAGCUGCAGAAAGAAAUCCAAAUAUUGAAGUCCGUUGACGUAAAGAGCAGCGGCGUAUACACGAGAUGGGGACGGCGGUCGUGCCCUGGAAUCACGGAGCUGGUGUACGAAGGGUUUGCUGGCGGCGGACAUUACACUCAGAAAGGAGCGAGUAGUAAUUAUAUUUGUCUGCCACAGGACCCAAUUUUAAACAGCGAUGGACGAAAAGCUGGUGCCCUUAGCAAGGUUUACGGUGCUGAGUAUCAAACUGAUUCUGCAACGUUUCACAAUAAUUUAUAUAACGAAGACGUUCCAUGUGCCGUCUGCCGCGUUGUUGGAAAAAGCGUUGUCAUGAUCCCAGCGAGGAACGCCUGUUACAGCGGAUGGCAAACUGAGUAUUUUGGAUAUUUGAUGUCGUCUUAUUACGGCCACGAAGGAAACAAGGAACUCGUUUGCAUGGACGAAAAUCCUGAAAAGGCGGAAGGAAGUGAUGGUGGUGAUCAAAAUGGUGCCCUGUUUUACUUUGCUCAAGCUGUUUGUGGCUCGUUAAAGUGUCCUCCAUAUAGCGAGAACAAGGCGUUAACCUGUGUGGUUUGUUCUAGAUAG